CCACGAUGUCAUGACACACUGCAUUUUCAAUAUACUCUUGUCUGUAUAGUUCCUUAUGCUUGCACAUAGCGACACGCCGCCAAUCACAUUUGGUCCAUGAAGCUUCCGCGUUGAACACCACCAUCGAUCGGUGUACCUACCUUAAGACUGGCGCACAGCUACUUCCUCGCCCACGAUGACCGCCUCCAAGGACCGCAAGGCACGCCCUUCGCGUGCCACAACGUCCGAGUAUGCGCCCGAUCUCAGUAUCACCGCCGCCGAUGAUGUCCACCUCCACGCCGUCGGCUACAACGAAUCGCCCGACCGAGGCCUCAUAAACAGCUAUGCGCGCUUUCGCUCUUCGCCCCUCGACUUCAUCCGCGAAGUAUCGCUGCAAUUCUCUGGCACGGGAUGGCGCUCGUUUGACAAUCACGUUGGCCAGCCCGAGUUCUAUCCCGGCUUCUCGGAGGAUAUGAAGACGCGGGUGCUCAACAACCCUAUGCUUGUCGCCAAAGUACGAGAGUUGGCAGAAAGAAGAGUUGAAGCAGAAGCUAAGGAGGGCUUGUUGGGAGUUGAGGCGCAGAACGGCGGCGGUGUAGGGGAGAAGGACAGGAAGGCGAAGAGGAAAACGCAGAUUGAAGAGUCGCUCCUGGAGGUCAGCGAGACAUGGACAGACGGCAUGAUCUGUAAGAUGGAGAGCAAAAACUUUAUUCGCGGCGCAUACUAUCUGGCAACCCAGCUCUUGACAAGAGCAUACCACCAGGGUGUGCAUGUUUCCAGUGAGGAGGUACUGCGACUGCGUACUGUGGCCGCUGAAGCAGCGCGGAAGAAGCAUUCGAUUAUCUUCUUGCCAUGUCAUCGCUCCCACGUCGACUACGUCUCACUGCAGAUCAUCUGCUACCGCCUAGGCCUCGCCCUACCUACUGUUGUCGCUGGCGAUAAUCUGAACUUCCCCGUUGUGGGCUCCUUUCUACAACAUGCAGGAGCUAUGUGGAUACGGCGGAGCUUUGGAGAUGAUCAGCUGUAUACAACCCUCGUGCAAGCCUACAUCGACACGCUGCUACAAUGCGGAUACAACCUCGAGUGCUUCGUGGAAGGAGGCAGGAGUCGCACAGGCAAGCUUCUACCUCCCAAAUUCGGCAUCUUGAGCUACAUGCUGGACAGUGUGGCGAGCGGGCGCGUUGACGAUGCCAUCAUCUGCCCAGUAUCGACGCAGUAUGACAAAGUGAUUGAAGUCGACUCUUACAUCAGCGAGCUCCUCGGUCAGCCGAAACCAAAGGAGAAUCUCAUGGAUUUCCUAUCUUCAUCUUCAGUGCUGUCGCUCAAGCUUGGACGUGUGGACGUCCGCUUCCACGAGCCUUGGUCGCUACGAACGUUCAUCGAUCAACAACGCGAACGAGCUAGCAAGCUCCCUCAGCAGCUUGACGUAAAAGAAAAUCGCAUUCGGCUACUCAGAACGCUUGGGUACAAGGUGUUGUCCGAGAUCAACGAUGUAUCAGUGGUCAUGCCUACUGCCCUAGUUGGCACAGUACUACUCACGCUUCGAGGGCGCGGUGUAGGUAAGACUGAACUCAUCAGGAGAGUCGAAUGGCUGUGCGAUCGUGUACGUGUUCAGAGUGGUAGAGUCGCGCACUUCGGAAACCUACCUACGAGUGUUGUGGUGGAUCGAGCGCUCGAAGUACUUGGCCCAGGGCUUGUGGGCCUUGUGCCUGGGUUGCCGGAGGACACUUACUACGCAGUCGACCGCUUUCAGCUCUCCUUCUACCGCAACAUGACUAUCCACCUCUUCAUCCUCCAGUCCCUUGUCUCCGCCGCCCUCUACAGCACCGUCAAACGCGGCGGCGCCCCCGAAUCUCAACGCAUGCCCUACACCGAUCUGCACGCCCAAGUCGGCUUCCUGUCCCAGCUCUUCCGCGGCGAAUUCAUCUUCCCCACGGAAGGCCUCGACUUCAAUCUCGCGCGCACAAUCGCCGGUCUUGAAACCGACGAUGUUAUCAAAGUGACCCGCAACGCCGAGGGCGUUAUUGAGUUCGUUGAGCUCAGUGACACAGAGCACGAAACCGGCCGCGAAAACUUCGACUUCUACUGCUUCCUAAUCUGGCCCUUCAUCGAAGCUGCCUGGCUCGGUUCCAUCUCGCUCAUGAUGCUCACACCGCCUCUCACCCACAGCACCUCCACAUCAACCGCGGAUGAGAGGUGGCUCGACAUGAAGCGCGUCCAAGACCGAUCUCAACUCUUAGGCAAAACUCUGUAUCACCAAGGCGACCUCUCCUACUACGAAGCCGUCAACAAAGAAACGCUCAAGAACUCAUACACGCGCUUCGAAGAAGAAGGCAUGAUCGUCGUAGCAAAAUCCAAGAACCCAAAAACACCCACGACUAUACGGCUCGUAGACGAGUGGACGCCUGUGAGGGGCGCCAAAGGGAUUAUUGCCGAUGGACCGCUGUGGCGGUUUGCUGAACGCAUCAGUGCGAGUCGCCGCGAGGGAAAGAAUAGGAGAGAUGGUGCGACGGUGCAAACCAGGGUGCUUAGUCUGGUGGACGUUGUAGGUGAGGGGCUGUGGCAGGAUGCGGCGUUCGACAAGAAGAGCGUUGGGGUUGAGGAGAUUGGGCUGGCGAAGAAGAAGGCUAAGGGGAGGGCGAAGAGGGGGACGAUGGCGCGCCUUUAAGUAACUAUCUGGCCGGGAAGAAGAGAAGACUCAUGCAUUCUGUUCGAGCGACUUUGAAGCAAAGAGGCUCGACACAUAGGUAUCAAGCGCGGCAUUUGAUCCAUCGAAGAAAUUCGCGAUAUUUCAAUGAAGUAGGGAAGUGGAGUCACAGUGCAG
This is a messenger RNA of Macroventuria anomochaeta, 2803 nucleotides long. Its product is annotated as glycerol-3-phosphate acyltransferase. Gene Ontology annotation, cellular component: mitochondrial membrane. The transcript has 2 exons. The record is from RefSeq and is a predicted model, not a curated record. NCBI's taxonomy places the organism in Eukaryota, Fungi, Ascomycota, Dothideomycetes, Pleosporales, Didymellaceae. Bases 176 to 2647 code for a protein of 823 amino acids.